This is a messenger RNA of Lates calcarifer (barramundi perch), 6082 nucleotides long. Its product is annotated as muscleblind-like protein 2a. Gene Ontology annotation, molecular function: metal ion binding. The record is from RefSeq and is a predicted model, not a curated record. Bases 777 to 1931 code for a protein of 384 amino acids. Lineage: Eukaryota; Metazoa; Chordata; Actinopteri; Centropomidae. The transcript has 10 exons.
GUCGUACAGUAAGCUGUCAGAAGCUUGUUGCUUAAAUCUGUGCAGUGCUACAAAGUAACGAAGAAAGGACGUUGGGCACAUACAAGGAACAACAAGCUUUAAUUCUGCAAACACAGCAAAAUUAAAAUGGGUUGUUGAGCAGACGUCUCGGGAACACUUGACACCUCGUUUUCGAUAGUUCUGCUGCCGUGUCGUCUGCCCUAGCUGGUGCGUGAUCGCUGUAUCCUCUGGGAUGAUGAGAUCACCAAUAGAAAGUGCCUUUGAGAAGAUAUCCCCAACUUGAAGUUGGUCUGUGUACAUUGCACAAGUGAACACUGGUCUGUGUCUAUGCUUUGUAUAAGGCCAGGCUCAAGCACCAACACAGGAUACCUCAGCUGCAAACCCUCUGUGACCAUUUUGCACAACUUCAGCACCUAAAAGAAUGCUUAAGUAGAGCCAUAAUAUAUAGAGCAAGACGAUGGACAAUAAUCACCUGAGAAUGACUAAAGUGACAAGUCUGCAUUAAAUCUCCCUCACGUGUCUUAUAUUUAUGGGCACCAUCAGUUGUGGAACAAACACUUGGACUUGACAUAGAAAAAAAUACAUCUGCUGUUGUUUCUCAUUGAAUCCUCAGCCAUCUGAUCUUUCUGCUUCCAGUUGAUGGAGGACUUACCAGAUUGUCUUAAAAAAGGACUUUGUACAUACAGUCAACCUACAGCUUAUAGUGUAUGAGACACUCAACAAUAAGACUGACUUUUUAGUUUUUAAUAUUUAAUGUAUGAUUAAAACCUUUGGACAUGGCGUUGAACAUUUCUUCAGUAAGAGACACAAAAUGGCUAACUCUGGAGGUCUGUCGACAGUUUCAGAGAGGAAACUGUUCUCGAAGGGAUGAAGAAUGCAAAUUUGCUCAUCCACCGAAGAGCUGCCAAGUUGAAAAUGGUCGAGUUAUUGCCUGCUUUGACUCACUUAAGGGUCGAUGCUCAAGAGAAAACUGCAAGUAUCUUCAUCCACCUUCGCACUUAAAAACCCAGUUAGAGAUAAAUGGGCGCAACAAUCUCAUCCAGCAGAAGACUGCAGCAGCUGUACUCGCCCAACAGAUGCAGCUUGUGAUCCCUGGACCUAGUCUGCAGUCUGUGGGACUUGGCACAAAUACCGGUCUUGGUUAUGGUUCAUACAUGACACCCUUGAGCCAUGGAAUGAGCCUUGUUUCCUCAGACAUCCUCCCCAGCACCCCAGUUCUUGUUCCUGGGAGCCCACCUGUCACAGUCCAGAGCUCCUCUUCCUCUUCUUCAUCUUCUUCUUCUCCCUCACAGAAGCUGCAGCGUACAGACAAACUAGAGGUUUGUCGUGAAUUUCAGCGGGGAAACUGUGCAAGAGGGGAGACAGAUUGCCGCUUUGCUCACCCCAGUGACAGUCCAAUGAUUGACACCACUGAUAACACUGUCACUGUUUGCAUGGACUAUAUCAAGAGCCGCUGCUCCAGGGAGAAGUGCAAGUAUUUCCACCCGCCUGCACACUUGCAGGCCAAAAUUAAAUCCAGUCAACAACAAGUCAGUCAGACAGCCAUCGCAGCCCAGGCCGCAGCCGCAGCCGUGACUCAGUCGACUGCCAAAGCAAUGAAGCGACCCCUCGAGGCAACUGUAGACCUGACCUUUCCUCACAGCGUCCUACAACCUGUACCAAAGAGACCCACUCUUGAGAAGAGCAGCUGGGCCAGCUCUCUCCUCAGCCCCAGUUUUUUGCACUACCAACAGGCUCUGGCCAACACACAGCUGCAGCAGCCCACUGCUGCAUUUUAUCCUACAGGUUCUGUCUUGUGCAUGACUCCUGCUAACAGUGUUGUCCCCAUGAUGUACAGUGCUACGCCUGCUACUGUCUCUGCAGCAACUACUCCUGCCACAAGUGUCCCCUACGCAGCAACAGCAACAGCCAAUCAGAUCAUCCUCAAGUAACCACCAGAAACAGGAGUCAGUGCCAUGUUGCUGCUGUUAAAGGUCCCAAUCAGCCACUCUGUAAAUACACCACACACCACAUACAACAAACUGCAUGCUGAUAACGUCACUGAUUACUUUAAUCUAUGAUAAUAAAUGACAAAAUUCAAUUUCUAGGAUUAUACUAUCUUAGAUAAAUGUCACAUGUACAUUCCUUUGCACCUGAAUUGACAUGUAUCCUCAGUUAUGAACUGAAACUGAACCAGGAAAGUCAUGGAAAUCAGACAGAAAUUUAUUCACUGAGAAUAGUAAAUGAUGUGACUUUUGUUUUGUGCAAGAAACAAGCACAACACAUCUAAUCUUAGAUGUCUGUGUGUAGACGUGUAGACAGUGCACAGUACAUGUUAAUACCAGGUGUAAAGGGGUUCUAUAUUUGAGUUAGCUAUAUAUAUAUAUAUAUAUAUAUAUAGCAACAAGUUAUUUUUUUCCUUCUUGAAUGUCUUAUAUAACCUAAGAACUUUUUUUCACAUUAAUGAUUGUUUAUCUAGUGCCAGAUUUAAUUAUUUUAAACUAACACAUAAAAAGCACUUAUUCUGACUUUAAACUUCACAUUGUAAAAAUGUAAUUUGACAGCAGGUUUAUGGAAGUUCUGGGUUUAGUCAAUCUGUGUUGUUUGCCCUUUUAUCCUGAGAGAACAGGAUCAGUGCUCCACCUCCUGGUGUGCCUUUGCAUUGCAUAUACUCUACAUUAUGUUUGUUGGUGGAAAAUUAUGUAUAUUCCAUUUACUGCAGAUAUUUUUUCUCUUAAAAGCAGUAAAGCAACAGUGGAUGAAGCUGCUAAUUUUCCCGUCUUUGUUAUCGAAAAAAAAAAAACUAACUUUGGAUCAUCCGUCUAGGUGAUUUGACUUGUUGAUGUAUCCAAGUGGUGGUUUUCACCUCUAGGGCAGGUUUCACAAAAAUAGACUUUGACUAUAUAAACUUACAACUUAUAAUAGUGAGACUUCAGUUAGUCAUCUAAAUGCAAUUGAAUUUAGAACUAAUUUUCUCUGUAAAUUAAGACCUUUAUUCAAAAUAAAAAACAUGGCCAGCCAAGUAUCUACAUCAAACCACUCAGCAGUUUGCCUUCUGGAAGAAUUUGUCAAUUGUAAGAUCUUUUACUGGGAAUAUUUAGUGAAGAGCGUAGCAAUACAACAAUCUUCUCGACAUAAAAAAAUGUCAGUGCUGUGCAGAGCUGUAGCAGAGAUGAGAUACUGUGGCUUCCUAACGUGUUUGGGUUCUGUACCUCUACUAACUUGUCUGUCAGGCUCAGUAUACUUUACUUGGGCAAACAGAAUUGACUGACAGUGUCUUUUUUGUUGUCUAUUUACAACAGAUGACUGAGGUCACUAGAACUCUUCCCCUUCUCAUUACUCACUCCACAAAAUUAUUGAUAUUAUUGAUAAAAUACAAAUAUUAAAUUAAAUGUUUUCUUCUUUUUUGUCCUUUGAAGCCACUGGUCAGCUAUUAUGUCACAAUCACCUCAAAAUUACUUGUUUGGCUUGCAUUAAAGUAAUCUUGGAGCAAAACUGAACAGAUGCUCACCAUAAAAAUCUUUUUUUUUUUUGUUUUUUUGUUUUUUUUUUUUUCCCCCCCAGAAGAGAAUACAGCGUAAUAUUCAUGAUGCUCACUGCAAAUUGUUAUUGGUGUAUGUAGAAGAAUGGUCUGAGUUCUUCUGAAUGAAUGGUUUGAAGAAACUUAGGAAAGGAGUCUUAUGUAUGGCCAGGCUAGUCCAUGUGUACUGGGCACUUGACACCAAAUAUAACUAACUUACUGGCCAAACACCACAAACCAGUCGAAUUUAUCUUUGUGAAACUGGCCCUGGGUUCAUCUUGAAGAUAGAGCAAACAAUGUUUUAAAGAGGAGCCUCCACAGCUAACAUAGUUAACUCAGUAACAGGGAUAUGGGAAUACUACUGCUCAUAUUCAAACUAAAAUUCUUGUGAUCCUAUGAAGUUUGAGUUGAGUAGUGUGCGAACUCUUGGUCUUAAUGUUACAGUCAGUUGUCAGUACUGUAUUAUUUGAAUGUUACAAGUGCCUAACAAAUUGUGCAUGCAAUGACAUCUAAGCAUAUUUAAAAGGCUUUGUGUGAAAAACCAUUCAAUUAAAUCUACUCAAUUUAUAAGUUGCACUUAGAAAGAAAUGUUUAGCAAUGCCAUGUCAGUGCAUUAGUAUUUCGUGUAUGCCUGUUUAGAUUUAGUCUUAGAAUUAAUUUUCACUUGUGAAAUUCACUCAAAUUUGUACGUACUGUAUGCACUAUAUAGAAUGACUAUCCAGUUUAGUUUUAUUUUUGUUCCAUAUUUAAGAUAACUAAAUAGUUUCUGACAAUGUUUCCUAAUUAGUUAAAUGCACAGUAAAAUACUUUAUGUAGUUACGUAGAUGUCACGGAAAUAGACUCUUUGGUGAAGACUAGUUGUGUAAGAUUGAUACCACAAUAUGCAAUUACCUGUCUGUGUUUGAAACGUAGAGCAGACAGAGUGGGCUUUGUGUCUGGUUAAGUAAAAAACAAAACAGAUGUUAAAUAUACUUUUCACUCAUAAGUAAUGUUCCUCUGAACAUCUUUUAUAUAGUUUUAGUUUUGCAGUGUGUGAAAAUAUCAGCCCUUCCUUUAAUGUUUCUGAUCUGUCAUUUCAAGUGCGUGUGUACACACGUGUGUGUGAUUAACUCAGACAAUCCACCAAGAGAUGUCACAUUUGUUAACAUUUUCAUUAUGUAUUUUUGUUGUGAAAAUUUUUACACAUUAUUGAGUGGAAUAUAUGGAGUAUACUUGCAUAUUUUACUAGUUUAACUUUAACUAGCUAUAUGAACAUGUUUAAAAUGUAUUCUCUUCUAUUUUACAAUGAAUGUAAUUUAUUAAACUGACUUUAGCUCUGCUGGAGGUUCCUCAAAGGGCCUUGACCUUUUGUUUUAGCCUAUGAAAAGCCGUCUGUGUCGAGGGAUCAAAUGUUGGAGCAAAGAGAAGCUUAAAACAUUUCAUCCUUGUCACUGCCUUGUCACCUGUAAGGGACAACAAAACCAUUGUAUGAGCAAGGCCAUAGAAUUACUUUUUAUGUACAAAAGUUUAUUGUACAGGCCACAUUUUGCAGAAAUUUUAAGUUUUAAUUUUAAGAACAGUGUAUGGUUUGUCAUUUUAACUGUUUUGAUUUGUUGCUGAGGCAGUCUGAAGUUGCAGUGAUUAAAAACUGUAUUUUUGUAGGUGAUUUUUUUGUAGGUGUGUUCCUUCUCACAAUAACACAUUAGACCUUUACUGUCAGAUAUUUGACUUUAUUAUGCCAUGGUGAAACACUGUAAGUGAUCCAGUGCAUAAAAUAGUAAAUAAUUCCCACUGCAUGUUAACAGCUUGCAACAAAAAUAUAGUCCUGAACUCUCAAAAGUCAAAAAGUCACUUGAUGGUUCUGUGGCUGUUUUAACGCUUCUUUUUUUUUCAUGAUUGCUUUUAAAGUUUAGCUUGUUAGAGGAUACUUUUCCCUAAUUUAUUAUACCUGCAAAUAAAAGGUUUCUGAAUGUUUGUUUCACCUUUUGGCAAAAAGCUUGAAUGUCAUGUCUACACCUGCACAAGGAGGUCAUUUGAGAUUUUGACCACCCAGUCAAGAACAAAUGGACAGUAAGAAUGUUUGGUGUGACUGACUGAUGGAAACAUUUCUCUUUAGCACUUUCUCAACAGUCAGACGACUGAGAAGACCUGCUUUUAUGUGAACUUUGCCUUAUCUUUGAUCUGUUCCCAAGUUGGCAUUUGUUCAGUAAUUAUAAAUUCAACAAUGUCUACUAACUAAAACUGAUUUUCAGUCAACCAUUUUGUGAAAUUGUUGCUAUCUAAUUUUAAUUUUUUUUUUUUUUUGACAGAUUGUAAAACAAACCCAAACACUAUACCCUUAAAGGCUUGAUGCUCAUAAAACUAACUUACACUUAGAAAUAAUUAUAUUAAAAUUUAACAGACUUCUGAUUAAGCUGUCAUGCCAGUGCCAUUUGGUUCCCUUCUGGCCUGAAUAUAAACGUUCCCUCAUUCUUUUGAAAACUAUUUGUGAAAAUAAUUCUAUUUGUGCAUAAUUAAACAUUUCAUGUUGAUAGCUUUGUUCCUGUAAAUUUAAAAUUGUGUAAAAUCUAAUAUUGCAAAUAAAUAAAUGUCAAGUAAAUACCA